Molecule: messenger RNA, 2462 nt
Organism: Notolabrus celidotus (New Zealand spotty)
Lineage: Eukaryota; Metazoa; Chordata; Actinopteri; Labriformes; Labridae
Gene: abcd4
Product: ATP-binding cassette, sub-family D (ALD), member 4
Exons: 19
Coding region: 335-2182 (615 amino acids)
Biological process (GO): very long-chain fatty acid catabolic process; peroxisome organization; long-chain fatty acid import into peroxisome
Cellular component (GO): peroxisomal membrane
Molecular function (GO): ABC-type transporter activity; ATP hydrolysis activity; long-chain fatty acid transmembrane transporter activity
Source: RefSeq, a predicted model, not a curated record
GGUAUUUUACGUGUACCAAAACAUUGAACGCAGCUGUACUCGUGAAUGCGGAUGAGUUUGCAAGGUAAAGGUGUACGUGACGAAGCUAAAGUUUGUUAAAAUAUUGGUGAAAACAUUUGACAGAGAAAGUUACAAUGAGAGGCUUUGCACUGAAUCAGUUUGUGGACAUUAGUUCGUCUUUUCUUGCUCACCUUCAGUAGCUGUCAGCGGGGGUUCUCCUCAACACGUCUGAUUGUUUCACGUUUGAACUGCUAGUAAAAAAAAAGUGUUAAAAGUGAAGACAAGGUGUCAUCAAGGAAACAAAAACCAUCAGGGUCCUCUGCUGCUGGUGCAGAUGCCUCGUUUGGAAAAGUCAAAUGGCAGAGGGACAAAAAGACCAAAGUUAGACUGGAAGUUUGUUCAGAGGCUAUGCAGCAUCCAGAAGGUCCUCUUCCCAUCAUGGACCAGUCAAAGUGCUCUGAUGUUUGGGACACUGCUUGCUGUCACUCUGACAGAGCAGCUGAUUAUUUACCAAGUGGGUGUCCUCCCCAGCUUCUUCUACGAGGUUCUAGGGGACAAAGAUUACACAGGCUUCAGGAAUCUGGUGGGCACUGCUAUGGUGCUCAUUCUGGUCAACUCCACUUUGAAAAGUGUGGACCAGUACAUUUGUAAUCAGAUGUAUCUGAGCUGGAGGAAGACGCUUACUGAGAGUCUCCAUACAGCCUACUUUCAGGGCCGGGUCUAUUACACACUUAAUGUGCUCCGAGAGGACGUAGACAACCCAGACCAAAGAAUCAGUCAGGAUGCAGAGAGGUUGUGCAAGCAGAUGAGCACCAUGGCCAGUCGUUUGAUUGUGUCACCCUUCACACUGGCUUACUACACCUAUCACUGCUUCUACAGCACCGGCUGGAUCGGUCCUGUCAGCAUCUUCGGCUACUUUGUGGUCGGGACCAUCUCCAAUAAAAUCCUGAUGGGGCCAAUUGUGUCCACUCUGUUUGAGCAAGAAAAGUUAGAAGGAGAUUUCAGGUUCAAGCACAUGCAGAUUCGUGUCAAUGCAGAGUCUGCAGCUUUUUUCAGAGCUGGAAAAAUUGAGCACAUGAGGACCAACAGCAGACUACAGGCCCUGCUGCAAACUCAAAAGAGUCUAAUAAACAAAGAGCUCUGGCUCUAUAUUGGGGUGAACACCUUUGACUACCUUGGAGGUUUUCUCAGCUACAUAAUAAUUGCCAUUCCUAUCUUUACGGGACUCUAUGAUGGUCUCACUCCUGGAGAGCUCAGUGCACUCGUCAGUAAGAAUGCCUUCGUCUGCAUCUACUUGAUCAAUGGCUUCACCCAGUUAAUAGACCUGUCUACCACUCUGUCAGAUGUGGCCGGAUACACCCACAGGAUUGGGGAGCUCAGGGAGGUGAUGGAGGACAUCCUACACAAGCAGUGUGACUAUGACCCGGCUUCAGGGGAAUGCUAUGACUUUGACAGUGAUUUCAAUGUCCAUGCAGGCCCCGCGGACACCGCCUUCAUCCUGGAUCAUCUUUCAUACAAAUCUCCUUACUCAGACCAGCUGCUGGUAGAGGAUCUGAGUCUGAAAAUCAGCCAGGGAACACAUCUGCUGGUGGUGGGGAACACAGGGACUGGCAAGACGUCCCUGCUGAGGGUCCUCAACCGACUCUGGGAGGCACACAGCGGUUUUGUUCAGAUGACCACAUGUUUUGGACCAAGAGGAACCCUCUUCCUGCCUCAGAAACCUUAUCUGACUGACGGUACACUGCGGGAACAGGUGAUCUACCCGCUGAAGGAUAUUUACCCUGCAUCAGGGUCAGUGGAUGACGACAGAAUCAUACAGUUCCUGGAACUAGCUGGUGUGUCCAGCAUCCUGAAGCGCACUGGUGGGCUGGAUGAAAAGGUGGACUGGAACUGGUAUGAUGUCCUGUCCCCGGGUGAAAUGCAGCGUCUCUGCUUUGCACGGCUUUUCUAUUUGCAGCCCAAAUACGCAGUUCUGGACGAAGCCACCAGCGCUCUGACAGAGGAUGCAGAGGCACAGCUCUACCGCACCUGUAAACAGCUGGGCAUGACUUUGAUCAGUCUGGGACACCGAAGCAGCCUGGAGAAGUAUCAUGAUGUCCAGUUGAAACUAUGCGGAGGAGGCCAGUGGGAGUUGACCAAGUUAAAAGGAAAUGUUGGGAACCAACAAGAAGAAGACAAGUGAUGGCAGAGACAUCGCUUUGAAGUCCUGGAUACACUAGGACAGAAAACACUCCAGUUUCUCCAUCACUAAAAACUUGUUUCCAAGGUAUUUUACAACCCAGUUACUGCAGUGGGGCUGACCAACUAAAGGUAUUAAUGUUAUAAAACAUUUGCACCAGUUUGCCUGGAGUGGGUGAGAGUGCCACAGUAUUACAAAGAAGAUGAUGGAUUUAAGGACGAUUGUGUGUCAGGAGAAAGAGCUCAACCAGAAUGUUCAGAACAUAAAGACUUUUCCAAAUCAA